Molecule: messenger RNA, 791 nt
Organism: Cuscuta epithymum
Lineage: Eukaryota; Viridiplantae; Streptophyta; Magnoliopsida; Solanales; Convolvulaceae
Source: the annotation of a GenBank genome assembly
CAACUAAAUCACUAUUGUAAUAUUGUCCCAAAAUAUAUUACAACAGCUGAAACGAGUGAAAGCAAUGUCAAUUCGCCAUUUCCUAUUCUCUAUUGCUUUUAUUAGUUUCUUAUCCUCAUCCGACGCUGGAGACUUGUCAGAUGAGUGUGUGUACAGCCUAUACGUACAAACCGGAACAUACAUAACGGCCGGGACCGACUCAAAAGUCGGCGUCACAUUGGGCGACAGGACCGGAAAGGAAGUACAGGUGCCGGAGCUCCGGCGGUGGGGCUUAAUGGGACGGGAUCACGACUACUUUGAGGGUGGUAAUCUGGAUAUCUUCUCCGGCAGAGGCCCCUGUCUCCGGCCGCCGGUGUGCAGGCUUAACGUCACCUCCGACGGGUCCGGCCACCGCCCUGGAUGGUACUGCCAGUUUAUUGAGGUGACUUUCACCGGGCCUCGCAAGGAAUGUAGCCAGUCCACCUUUUACGUCGACCAGUGGCUCGUCGCCGGUGACUUAACGGCCAUUCUUGAUGGAUGUGGCCGGCGGGAUGUUACUUCCACGCCUCUAGUUGUGCGGAAGCCCAUCUAUAUUGGCUCUGCAGCCUCUGCUUUUCAGUGAUAUGUAAUUACGGAGUUUGUAUUUAGUAAUUACGGAGCAAAACAAUAAAGAAGUUCCAAUUUAGGAUUUAGUGUUGAUUUAUUCCCUAAAUGGGAGUUUUUAAAUUUUAAGUUGACUAUCGGUUGUCUAAAUUGAUUGGUACCAGAUUUACCCUUUCCAUUUAAUAAUUACAGAGUAUAUCUUUCUUAAA